Messenger RNA from Chenopodium quinoa (quinoa), 1192 nucleotides. RefSeq names its product probable pinoresinol-lariciresinol reductase 3. The transcript has 5 exons. Gene Ontology annotation, molecular function: oxidoreductase activity. The record is from RefSeq and is a predicted model, not a curated record. Bases 125 to 1048 code for a protein of 307 amino acids. Lineage: Eukaryota; Viridiplantae; Streptophyta; Magnoliopsida; Caryophyllales; Amaranthaceae.
GAAUUUUGAUAACUUUACAGAAGCCUCAACCUCAAACGCCCAUAAUUUUUUUUAAUGAAAUACAUCGAAAAACUUUAAAAAAAAGAGGCAAAAUUAGUGUGAUGAAAUCUCCUGUAACCGGAAAAUGGAGAAAAGCCGAAUAUUGAUAAUUGGAGCAACCGGAAAAUUGGGUUAUCACAUCGCAAAAGCUAGUAUUGAUGCAUCCCACCCUACAUUUGCUCUUAUCAGAGAAACAGCAUUUUCCGACCCUCUUAAAUCUCAGAAGCUCCACAUUCUUUCAGAUGCUGGUGCCCUUCUUUUAAAGGGUUGUUUGGAAGAUGAGGAGAGUUUACUUGAAGCAGUGAAAAAAGUGGAUGUUGUAAUUUGUGCUAUUCCAUCUAAGCAAGUUCUUGCACAGAAGAGUUUGAUUCGUGCUAUUAAACUUGCUGGUUGUAUAAAGAGAUUCAUUCCUUCUGAAUUUGGAUCAGAUCCAGACAUGGUGCAAAUAUCUGGCAUGGACCACAAUUUUUAUUCAAGAAAAGCUGAAAUAAGGCGGCUUGUGGAAGCUGAAGAGAUUCCAUACACAUACAUCUGUUGCAACUUCUUCAUGAGCUAUUUACUCCCGUCUUUGGUUCAACCUGGGAUUAAAGCUCCUCCAAGGGACAAAGUUACAAUCUUUGGAGAUGGAAAUGUCAAAGGUGUGUUCGUGAAAGAAAUUGAUGUUGCUGCCUUCACAAUUAGUGCAGUGGGUGAUCCACAUACCUUGAAUAAGGCGAUGUAUUUGAGACCAGAAGGUAACGUUUACUCCGUGAACGAACUGGUUGAUGUUUGGGAAAGGAAGAUUGGGAAAGAAUUAGAGAAAGCAUAUGUUUUAGAAGAAGAGCUCCUUACCAAAAUCAAAGAAACCCAAUAUCCUAACAACAUGGAGCUUAUCUUCAUAUACUCUGCUUUUGUGAAGGGGGAUCAGACGUACUUUGAUAUCGAGGCAUCUGGUGGUGUGGAAGGAACUAAGUUAUACCCUCACCUUAAGUACACUACAAUAAGCCAGUAUUUGGACACCCUUCUGUAAAACAUAGUGUAUAUCAAUUAUACUGGUUAUUUUAAGGUUGAGCAUUACCGUAUCAUAUAGGUAGAAUUUGGAGGCCCAGUGACGAAUUGAGUUACUAGAACAGUACAUUGAAACUAAUACUCAUGCCUUUGCCUAAACACUUAA